Letharia columbiana is the source of this 816-nucleotide messenger RNA. RefSeq lists its product as uncharacterized. The coding region runs from base 1 to 816 and encodes 271 amino acids. Lineage: Eukaryota; Fungi; Ascomycota; Lecanoromycetes; Lecanorales; Parmeliaceae. The transcript has a single exon. The record is from RefSeq and is a predicted model, not a curated record. Gene Ontology annotation, molecular function: medium-chain fatty acid-CoA ligase activity. Gene Ontology annotation, biological process: fatty acid metabolic process.
AUGAAGGAGCCAGCCAGCGCUGUCAAUCGCCUCGCUUGGUGGAUAGAUCGUGAGAUUGGGCACUCGGAGGAUUUCGAGACAUUGGCUUAUAUGGGUGCUACGGACAUUCGUUUUGGCACUUUCUUCUUUGCUGCGAUCAAGUGCGAUUACAAGUUCUUGGUGCCUUCAGCAAGAAAUUCGGUAUCUGGCAACGUUUCUCUCCUGAGGGCAUGCUAUUGCACCAAAGUUUUUGUUACGGCGGAUAUGGCCAAGAAAUUUCCCGACUUGGAGAAGAACAUACCUGACUUGCGGAACUUCUUUCUUGUGUCGCUCGAUGACCUGUUGACCGGAACAUCAGCACACGACCCCUACGACAAAACACAUGCGGAAGGUGUUAAAGAUCCAGUCCUCAUCUGCCAUACGUCCGGUUCCACAGGUGCGCCCAAGCCGAUUAUACUUCCUAAUGGAGCAUUCAACGUUAUCGACAACCAGCACAGGCUCUCAAAGCUGGAGGGCCGGAAGAACAUGGACUAUUCCUUGUUUGAUCUACAAGGAAAAGGGUUCAUAAACACGUUUCCGGGCUUCCAUGUUGGUGGAAUUGUUGCCAUGACCGCACUUCCAAUCUGGUACGAUUCUCUUGUCGUAAUGGUGCCUUCGAAUAGGCCCGCAAAUGGAGAGAUAAUGGGUCAGAUCAUGUCUCAAAUGCCGAUUCGUGGGGUUUUCAAAACCCCAACAGUGCUCGAAGAACUACUGGACACACCUGAAGGCCUUAAGCAGAUUCUCCAGACGGACUUUGUCAUGGAGACCUCUAGCCCCUCUCGCGGGCGACCGUAUUAG